This is a messenger RNA of Folsomia candida, 1397 nucleotides long. RefSeq lists its product as uncharacterized. The record is from RefSeq and is a predicted model, not a curated record. Bases 234 to 1199 code for a protein of 321 amino acids. The transcript has 3 exons. Lineage: Eukaryota; Metazoa; Arthropoda; Collembola; Entomobryomorpha; Isotomidae.
CUCAACAAGUGGACUCGCCUUCGUCUAUUUUCCUUUUGCCCCAGCCAGUCAGUCAGUCAGCCAGCCUUACUGCACUCACUCCACACUCUCACUCUCACUGAUUCUCUUGACCUCUUUUUAAUUUAAAUUUUUUGAUAAGGACACAUCGUUUACAAAUUAACUAAUCUUAGUCUUCGAGAAGGAGACGUCUUAUCUUGAUUGACGGAUUGAGGCUCCAGUUCCGAAUCUGUAAAAUGGAAAAUUGGUCUGGGCGACCACGGCAGAAGCCAUCAAUGUCGUUUGCAUUGCCAAUGAUUUCCUACCAUCCAUCGUCCAUUACUCGACCAAAGCCACCUCUUCCCAAGGACUACAAACCAGACCCUCGUGAAGCCAAUCUGAUGACUUAUCAACUGAACAAGAUGCCCAAUGAUAAGCUAGUCCGGGGUAUUGCGGAAGUACCUCGAGUUCGAUUUUUUACGAAAUACCAGGGAGAGAAUGUUGAUCCUGAUUUACUCAACACCAACUACAAACAGAUCCCCCCAUUUCCUCACAUUAAACGACCUCAACCACCCCCAUUUCCGCUCCCGCUCUUUGACUUGGAAACUUUGGAACGUACUAGUUCUAAAAAGUCUUCUGAUGUGAGUCGGUUUAGUAUGCCGAAGCCGCCCAGUUUCAUUCGAGAGUAUAGCAGAGAAGACCGGUAUGAUGCUGACCGUCUUGAUCGUGAAAGAAAGGGUGCGCUUUUUUCCCGUCGAAGUGCCAAGACCCAGCUGAACGUGAAAGUGGAGAAAGAGGACCCCAACAAAAAACGGAUCAUUCCUCUCGCUCAACAGGUCCGCCAUUGGGAACAGCACCUGAGAGAAAAAUCAUCUAAGGAAAAAUUGGCCGACAAACGGGAAAAGGAGGCGAAAGAGGCCGCAAUCGCAUUGGCAAAGGCAAAGCGGAAGGAGGCCAGGGCUGCUGCACGAAGACCACGCCCUGAAGAAAACGACUUGAUUCACCGGAUGGUCAGAGAGAGCAGAAAGUUUCAAACGAAAGCUCACCUGGAGUUGUCAACUCUUUUCAACAAUCUCCCCCAGAUGGUCGAUUUUCCGACAAAUGCUACCAUAAAGAAGGUUGAAGAGGCUGAGCUGGAGCAUAUAACUCCCUCCAACGUUGAUGACGUUCUCAAUCGUGACAAGAAAGAACACAAGAAGGUCUAUAAUUACAAAAGGAAAUGAUGAUUCAAACUCACUUUUUCAACUUCAAAUCCCCUGGCCAGGGUUGUCUGUCAAAAUUUUUAGUUCAUCAUAUUCAUAUCCAACAUAUUACGAAAUCUCACUUACAUCAUCUCAAAAUUAUGGUAAACUUUUGCAGUAUGUUAUUACCCUCUUUGCAACUUGAAUAAAAGAAUAUAUACUCACUGUGUUGGCACAUAA